Messenger RNA from Anguilla rostrata (American eel), 1067 nucleotides. Its product is annotated as trace amine-associated receptor 1-like. Gene Ontology annotation, cellular component: dendrite; plasma membrane. Bases 1 to 1038 code for a protein of 345 amino acids. Gene Ontology annotation, biological process: G protein-coupled receptor signaling pathway, coupled to cyclic nucleotide second messenger; chemical synaptic transmission. The transcript has a single exon. NCBI's taxonomy places the organism in Eukaryota, Metazoa, Chordata, Actinopteri, Anguilliformes, Anguillidae. Gene Ontology annotation, molecular function: G protein-coupled serotonin receptor activity; neurotransmitter receptor activity; trace-amine receptor activity. The record is from RefSeq and is a predicted model, not a curated record.
AUGAGUUUCUCAAACAUCUCCAGCUACAGCAUUGUUUCCGCCGAAGCACAUUUUUGCUAUGAGUCCUUGAGUGGAUCUUGUGAGAUGACAGUUCUACCCAUGAGCCUGCAGUGUCUCAUGAUCCUGUUCAUGGGGUUGGCCAUAUUAAUUACAAUGAGUGGGAACCUUCUGGUCAUUACCUCAAUAGCACUCUUUAAGCAGAUGCACACAUCCACAAACUACCUCAUUCUCUCGCUGGCGAUGUGUGACUUCCUGCUAGGAGCAUUUGUGAUGCCCUGCAGUGCAGUACGGUCUGUCACAGGCUGUUGGUACCUGGGUGACUUCCUGUGUAAACUCCACACCAGCACCGACAUCAUGUUGAGCACCGUCUCCAUUUUCCAUCUUUCAUUCAUCUCAGUUGACCGGUACUUUGCCGUCUGCGACCCACUAAUGUACACGUCCGUCAUCAACUCUGCUGCAAUCCUAAUCAUGCUCACCAUCAGUUGGCUGGUCCCUGCUAUCUUUGCUUAUGGGAUGAUCUUUUCUGGGCUCAAUGUAAAAGGAAGCAGGGAUUUCUACGAGGCACACGUGCAAUGUUUUGGAGGCUGUCCAGUGUUCUUCAGCCGUGCUUCAGCAGCAUUUGCCUCUACAUUCUCCUUCUUCAUUCCUGGCCUGAUCAUACUCAGCAUCUACCUGAAAAUCUAUGUGGUUGCUAGAGGCCAAGCUCGAGCUAUUAAAGAUAUGGCACAGCAGUUUCAAGUGGAGGGGGAAAAUGUAUCUAGGCAACGGGAAAGAAAAGGAGCAAAAACCCUUGCCAUAGUGGUCGGAGUGUUCCUCAUCUGCUGGGCCCCCUUUUUCCUGUGCAACAUCAUUGACCCCUUCAUUGGUUAUUCUAUUCCCCCAGUGUUGAUUGAUGCCCUUGUUUGGUUUGGUUACUUAAAUUCAGCUCUUAACCCUGUGGUUUAUGCUUUCUUUUACACCUGGUUCAGAAAAGCUCUGAAAUUAAUCAUUUUUGGUCGAUCAAAAAAUAAUGCUUGGCAGAUGCAGCUGCACUCUUAACAAAUACUUUUCUUGUCAUUAUUGUAUUG